Molecule: messenger RNA, 2963 nt
Organism: Erpetoichthys calabaricus (reedfish)
Lineage: Eukaryota; Metazoa; Chordata; Cladistia; Polypteriformes; Polypteridae
Gene: she
Product: Src homology 2 domain containing E
Exons: 6
Coding region: 308-1729 (473 amino acids)
Molecular function (GO): phosphotyrosine residue binding
Source: RefSeq, a predicted model, not a curated record
CUUGCUGCGGAGCCUCAGCAACUGAUGAGCAAAGUAAUGGAGAAGGGGGUAUAUGAGUAGAAGUGUGACAGCCCGAUCCGGACGGCGCUUUGAGGACUGUUUCACAACAGGCGACAUCAAAGCAAUCCUGUGGGAAUCGGAGAGUGUUAAAGAGACGCUUUCGGCAGUUUAGUUAUAAAAGUUAAUGGGCGUUACAGUACUUUAGAACUGUGGGCACCUGACAGCUGCGACUCUGUAUAUGGCUUGAUUCGUGGUGUCAGUUCUUAAAAGUGUCCCUUUUCCCAUCUGCUGCUUUAGCUGCUUCGAGAUGGCAAAGUGGUUCAAGGAUUUCCCCAUUAACCUGAAACCCGGGACGGAUCGAAUCCGUUCCGCCUCUGAUUCGGGUUCAACAAACCGUGCCAAACCAGGAACCGUAGUUGGCUCUGGCACAAUGAAAUCGACUGGUAAAAAUCCAAACGCUUCUCGGAAGAAUUCAGCCGUGGUGGAUAGCAGCCCUAGCACACUACUGAGCGGCAAAAACCGAAAAAAUUCUGCCAUCGAAUUGGGCAGGAACGGAACAGGGUUCAAGGAUGGUAAGAGCACCUGGGACAUGCAGAGCUUGUUAGCAGGCAAAGGCAGGAAAAAUUCGAAGGUGGAGUCGGGUCUAGAGGAGCAUCGGGGAGGAAAGAACCCCGGGUCAAGCGGUGCCUACAUCAGUCGCCUCAUCAAACUGGACGCGCAGGAGAAGAACGGACAUUUCAACUGUGGCGUGGCCGAGACUGGGAAACUAGAUACGCAACAGCAGCAGGUGAUAAUUCUGGAAGACUAUGCAGACCCUUAUGAUGCUAAACAGAAAAAGGAACAAAGGAACGCAGAGCGGGUAGGAGAAAAUGAUGGCUAUAUGGAACCAUAUGAUGCACAGCAGAUGAUAACAGAAAUACGAAGACGUGGCUCAAAAGACCCUCUUGGGAAGCAGCUGGCCCUAUAUGAGCCCCCUUGUGAGGGCAGCAGUGGAGAAGAGGAGCCUCCACUAAGUCCUGGACGCAAAACACCAAAGGAUGCCCAAGGCAAACUGGGACCCCAGCCUCAGCUACCUCCUCCACAGCUGUAUGACACACCAUACGAGCCCGAGAGCAUGGAGGGAACAGAUGCAAGAAGCACUAGGCCUGAAAAUGAUGAAAGGCCUGCAGCUGAGUAUGAACAGCCCUGGGAGUGGAAAAAAGAGCAGAUUGUUAAGGCACUAUCUGUACAGUUUGAGAAUGCUGAACGAAAUUCUCCCUCCAAAGAUGAGCCCUCAACCAACAUUAGGCAGCACAACCGGCAGAAGAGCUGGAGUCAGAAGAUCCUCAAACAGACUCCAUCCCCAGCUCCAUCUCAGCCAGUGGGGAUCAGUGAGCCUUCAUAUGGGAUCAAAGUAGACCCCACUGUGCCACUUGAUAAGCAGACGUGGUACCAUGGAUCCAUAUCACGCCUUGAAGCAGAAAGCCAGCUUCAACAAUGCAAGGAGGCAAGCUAUUUAGUUCGGAAUAGUGAGUCGGGGAAUAGCAAGUACUCUAUUGCCUUAAAAACCAGCCAAGGCUGCGUCCACAUAAUUGUAGCUCAGACCAAAGACAACAAGUACACUCUGAAUCAGAACAGUGGUGUAUUUGACAGCAUUCCUGAAGUGGUCUUCUACUACUCCAAUGAGAAACUGCCUUUCAAGGGAGCAGAGCACAUGACCCUCUUGUAUGCAGUGCACAGGCAACAUUAAUUUCACCAUUCAUCAAAUGUCCAUGUCUCUUGUGGCACUCUUCUUCGGUGAUAUAAAGGGCACCUAGGGGUGUCGAAGUCAAAGACAAAAAACUCUUGUGCUAAAUUUCAUGACUUAACUGUUGCUGCACAAAAAUGGAGGUACCAUUGUUCACUAGAAUAUAUUUUUGCAUAAUGUGCUGCUGGUUGUAUGUUGGCUAAACUCAGUAGCAUAUCCCAUUCCUUUCAAAGCCUGGGGAUCUUUUCACAGGAUAACUUUAAGCACAUGCAAUGCAGGACAUCUGUGUGAAUUCUAAAGAUGUCAUAUCUGGGAUAAAUGCUUCUGCAGAUGUAUUUUAUGCAUAGAAAUGUGUUGAACACUAAAUGCAGUCAAGUCAUAUUUUGUUUUAUGCAUUUUGUUAUUCUGAAUAAAUAUUUUCAGACUCCAACAGCAAAUCCGUAUGAUAAUCCAGUACUCCCUCUGCACUUUCCUUUAUGUUACUAAAGGCUAGAGGCUUUGCAGAGCUUCUGUCAUCAUAAAUGCAGCUCUCAAGUUUUCUGUUUACCUAAAUUCGAGGGAUGUCACUGCUGCAUGAUCUUUUCUGCAACUGUAAUGUCAGAGCGGUAGAGAAAUCUAUUGUCAGUAGCUUGAAGAAGCAUCUUAUUUUCUUUUAUUAAAUAUGAGCACUUGUUUUCUCUAGCUUCAUACCUCUUUCUUAGGCGUCAGUAUGAGGACAAAAAGUGACUAAACCAAUUUUUUGUCUUGGUUUUAAUGGAACACUGUAAAAUGGCUUUACCCUUAAUUUUUUUUAUGAAUUUCUUACUCUUUUUUUACAUAUUGCUGAGCAAUCUGCAAACUGGUUAUGAUUUAUUUUUCUUGCAAUUAAUUUUGUCUUACGAAAACCAUUAGUAAAAUUUAAGCUAAAACACUGUUUUAAUUAACAGUACAUUUUAAGAGAUGAAACCAAAAUCCAGAAAACACUCCUAAAAUGUUCAAAUCGGGUGUAAAGUUGCAGCCUGUGGUGACAUUUAAAGUAUGAUUUUGCUCAGAUGAACCUGGUUACCUUCAAGGUCACAUGUAGUAGAUUUGAAAGCCACUUGUACAAACUUCUAUUUAUAGCAAAACAUGGGGAAAAAUGUGUAUCUGUUGCUGUUUUUUGUAUUAUUUACAUGAUUCAAUGUGAUGCAUUACAUACAGUAACUACAAAGUAUUGUUAACAACAAAAAAAAUAAUAAAUUUUACUUUUUAAAGGCAA